Messenger RNA from Archocentrus centrarchus (flier cichlid), 3415 nucleotides. RefSeq names its product glycogen synthase 1 (muscle) (gene gys1). The transcript is spliced from 16 exons. NCBI's taxonomy places the organism in Eukaryota, Metazoa, Chordata, Actinopteri, Cichliformes, Cichlidae. The coding region runs from base 170 to 2305 and encodes 711 amino acids. Gene Ontology annotation, biological process: glycogen biosynthetic process. The record is from RefSeq and is a predicted model, not a curated record. Gene Ontology annotation, cellular component: cytoplasm. Gene Ontology annotation, molecular function: alpha-1,4-glucan glucosyltransferase (UDP-glucose donor) activity.
CUCGGCCCUCCGCACGACUCGAGCGCACCAAAGCAGUGUGACUCGCUGACAUUUAACCAAAGCUGCCGCCCCCUUCUCCUCACUCUCUGCUGUUAUUCUGGUUGUGGACUGACUGCGACAGCUGCCAAUGUGUGGUUCAUUUUCGUGAAGUUGGGGAAAAACUGAAGGCAUGCCGCUGGCUCGCAGCCUGUCCGUCACGUCCCUGUCAGGACUGGAGGAAUGGGACGAGGAGUUUGAUUUGGAGGAUGCCGUCCUUUUUGAAAUAGCCUGGGAGGUUGCUAACAAAGUCGGAGGCAUCUACACCGUCAUCCAGACCAAAGCCCGUCUGACCUCAGAGGAAUGGGGGGAGAACUAUUUCCUGGUGGGUCCCUAUGUGGAGAGCAACGUGCGCACUCAGGUGGAGCUGAUCGAGCCCACUAACCCCGCACUGAAGCGGAGCAUUGACAAGAUGAACUCCAGUGGGUGUAAGGUCUACUUUGGCCGCUGGCUUAUUGAAGGCAGUCCCUAUGUUGUGCUCAUUGAUGUCGGAUUCACCGCUUGGUCUUUAGACCGCUGGAAGAGUGAGCUGUGGGAGCUUUGUUCUGUUGGUGUGCCGUGGUUCGACCGUGAGGCCAAUGAUGCAGUGCUGUUUGGUUUCCUGACUGCCUGGCUUCUGGGAGAGUUUGCAGCCCAAUGUGAGCAACCUCCACACAUUGUGGCCCAUUUCCAUGAGUGGCUGGCAGGUCUUGGGCUGGUGUUAUGUAGACAGAGACAGCUUCCUGUUGCAACCAUCUUCACUACACAUGCUACACUCUUGGGGCGCUACCUGUGUGCUGGAAAUGUGGACUUCUAUAACAACCUAGCAGAGUUCAAUGUAGAUAAGGAAGCAGGCGAUCGACAGAUCUACCAUCGUUACUGUUUGGAGCGUGCAGCGGCGCACUGUGCCCACGUCUUCACCACAGUGUCUCAAAUUACAGCCAUUGAGGCAGAACACCUGCUCAAGAGGAAACCAGAUAUUGUGACUCCUAAUGGGCUCAAUGUGAAGAAGUUCUCAGCUAUGCACGAGUUUCAAAACCUCCAUGCUCAGAGCAAGAGUCGGAUUCAGGAGUUUGUCAGGGGACACUUCUAUGGACACCUGGACUUCAACUUGGACAAGUGUUUGUUCCUCUUCAUUGCUGGAAGGUAUGAAUUCUCCAACAAAGGAGCCGACAUCUUCUUGGAGGCUUUAGCCAGACUCAACUAUCUACUGAGAGUCAACCACAGUGAUGUGACUGUGAUUGCGUUUUUCAUCAUGCCAGCUCGGACGAACAACUUCAAUGUGGAGACCUUGAAGGGUCAAGCAGUCAGGAAGCAGCUCUGGGAUACUGCUCAGACUGUGAAGGAGCGCUUUGGGAAGAAACUUUAUGAGUCACUCCUAGUUGGGCAGCUGCCAGAUGUGUCAAAAAUGCUGGACAAAGAGGAUUUCACCAUCAUGAAGCGUGCCAUCUUUGCCACUCAGAGACAGUGCCAGCCACCAGUCUGCACCCAUAACAUGCUGGAGGACAGCAGUGACCCCAUCCUUAACUGUGUUCGCCGCAUCGGCCUUUUCAACAGCUCUGCUGACCGGGUCAAGAUUAUCUUCCAUCCUGAGUUCCUUUCAUCCACCUCUCCUCUUCUUCCAAUGGACUAUGAGGAGUUUGUAAGAGGUUGCCAUCUUGGCGUCUUCCCCUCUUACUAUGAGCCUUGGGGCUACACACCAGCUGAGUGCACGGUCAUGGGAAUUCCAUCGAUCUCCACUAACCUCUCGGGCUUUGGCUGUUUCAUGGAGGAACACAUAGCAGACCCAACAGCAUAUGGUAUUUACAUCCUGGACCGCAGGCAUCGGGGGGUGGAUGAGUCAUGUAACCAGCUCACUUCCUUCCUGUUCCAGUUCUGCAAGCAGAGCCGGCGCCAGCGGAUCAUCCAGAGGAACCGCACUGAGCGCCUGAGUGAUCUCUUGGACUGGAGAUACCUCGGCAGGUAUUAUAUAGCUGCCCGCCACAUGGCCUUGGCUAAAGCCUUCCCUGACACCUUCAUAUAUGAUCCUCAUGAGCCAACUCAAACCACCGGUUUCCGUUACCCCCGACCAGCCUCUGUGCCACCAUCUCCAGCCCUGUCUCGCCACUCCUCCCCGCACCACAGUGAGGCUGAAGACAACGAGGAGGACGAGCGCUACGACGAGGAUCUGGAGGCCGAGAAGGACAAGGUGAACAUCCGCCAGCCCUACACCCUGCCUUUCAAAAACAAGUCCAAUGCUGUCACUGGGGCCAAUGGGAACGGUGACAAUGUGACGAGCGUGAAAAACUGAGACCGACGCACUACUGCUAAACCUCACUCGUGAAACUGUGGUUCAAGUCAUCUGUGUACUCGCAAACCUUACAAAUGAGCGUGGCUGUGUGAACGCGUGUGGUGAAUUUAAUAUUGGCAUGUUGUGACAAAAUGCAUCACUGUCAGUGUCUUCCCGACCUGUGCGUACCUCAAUUGGUUUGAUAUAUUUUGGUAUUGUUUCAGUUACACCAGCAGUGCAAACAGUAGUUUGCUUUGUGGAGUUAAAUGGCAGAUCAACACAGGAAAAUAAAUCAGGAUUGCUGGAUUUUUGUAGAGUACUAACAGUGAAUAACAUAGAUGUAACAGAGGAUUAUUAGUAGCAGACUGUGGAGUUUGAUUUUAUACUUGAUUCAAACAUAGGUCAGAGCCUAACCCUCCUUUUUUUUUCUCUUUUUUUUUUAAAACCAGCUUAUCAUCUGUACAAGUUCAAAACAGGAUGCUUCCUGUGAAAAGCCCCACAUUAACGGUAUUAUGCAUUAAGAGCCAGAAAGAGCUUCUGCUCUUUUUUGUUUUGCUUUUUUUUUCACUUGUGGCCCACCUAAUGUGACAACCAUACAGUGCUUCAGACUUCGUUUUCUGCCUUGUAGAAUUUUUCUUUUUCUUUCACACGCCUUGUUCAUUACAAAACUGCCCAGAAUGGAAAUAAGAUCCAGAGCACACACUUAAAAAACACACUGCUGAAAAUGUUCACAUUUUGAGAAUACUGUCAGGUGUGUGUGUGUGUGUGUGUGUGUGUCCUCAUUUUGUUUCUAUGCCUUACAGUAUCACAGUUUGUCCACUGUACUCCUGUUCUGUGUGUGCACUUGUGUGUGAAGAUCGUUAUUCCUUAGUUUACCUGUUUCAGCAAGUAUUUAUUUGUGAAAGGGAAAGAGGUGAAACGUAGGGGAAAUGGUACUGUGUCCUGAGAUGGCAACUAUACUUUCAGGUAGAAGACCUGAGAGCAAGAGGGCUGAGAAAUAUGCUACUGUAUGUGUUGACUGUUUGUCUUGGAGGAAGAAAAACGGUUUUACCAGGCGUAUACUGUCACUAUCACUCCAUGUAAGAGUUAUAUAAUUUGCUACAAUCUUGCACCAGAUGAAAAUAUAAUAAA